GAACGCUGCUGGCACGCGCUUUUUAUGCCCACCGUCCGUGUCGGAAUACGCCACCUACCUACCAGCCUGCGACGGCCAUAUAAUAACGGCCUUCGCCUCCUACCCACGAAUUUGUUCCCCUUCGCGACCGCGCGGACAGACAGAGAAAAGAAAGAGUCUCGCACGUUUGCUCGCCGGAAUCCUCCCCCCGACCACACCGCCGCCGCCGCAGCAGUUGAUGGAUUUCGGAAGAACCGCCGCAAAAACCAGCAAGAACGAAUUGAAGAGCAGUGCAUCCCUACGCCCCUUCGGCCUGCCCUUUCCAGCGACCCCCUCCACGCCGUGGUUCAGGGAGCUGUGGGUCAACGCCUCAAAAUAACAGACUCUGCAAAGGUUUGGAGCAAUUCUUGAUUGAUUCAAGGAAGUAAAGCAAAGGCAACCCAGCAUCCUUUCGGCGAGCAUUGGGGUCUUAUCUAUUUUUGAGCUAAAAUAAGACCAUUAGAAGAAGACUGUCAACUGUAAACAUGCAUAGGCAAAAGAUCUCCAAUUCUGGGUGGGCUGCUUUCGAUCGCAGGUUGCGCGGCACAGCUGAUGGAGGGGAAGUUGUUGAUGCCAACAAAUUUCCUGCUCUCGCGAGUUCGAGGGGCUCCAGUUUGGCUAGCAGCUCAGUUGCAGAAAGUAAUAAUAUGCCAAAGGCAAAGCCUUUUGCAUCAGUGAUUCGCCCCCCUGUUGAAUGUGCAGCUGUUAGUAAUGACAAGAGAAAUAAGCAUUUGAUGGACCACACACAGAAAACAAACUUUGGUGUAAACUCUGCAUCUGACAAUAUUAAGCUCCUGAAGGAUGCUCAUAGUUGGGCCGACAGUAAUUUAAUUGAGGAUGUAUUGGCCGGUGUGAAUAAUGAUGUAGGCCAAGCAUCUGUUUUGUUGAAAGCUAUGGUCUCUCCUGAUUUGUUACCAGAAGAGGGUAGAACAACUUGUCAGCCUGCUUUUGAGAUGAAUAAAGCACACGGUUUAGCGUCGGAAAAUGCUACAGCGGAGAGUAAAUAUCCAAAUGAAUCGAAGUUGUUACCAUUGCAAACUGUUGUCUCUAUACCCCUGGAACCUGAAUUGGAAGAGUUUGAUGAUGAUUACUUAAACCACCGGAAAGAUGCACUGAAGAUUAUGAGGGCUGCCACAAGGCAUUCUCAGGCUGCCAGUAAUGCAUUUCUGAGAGGUGAUCAUGCUGCUGCCAAGGAGCUCUCCCUCCAAGCUCAAGAAGAGCGGUCCGCUGCUGAAAAGUUAAAUAAUAAGGCAGCAGAAGAAAUAUUUCACCUCAGGAACAGAAACAACGGGAUCUGGAAGAUUGACAUGCAUGGUCUACAUGCAUCAGAGGCUGUAGCUGCACUGGAGAGGCAUCUGCACAUGUUAGAGUUCCAGCCACCAGGAAAUAGUCCAGCUUCAACUGAUGAAUUUGAUAAGUCAGAACCCACAAUUGCUGGCUCAGAUGAGGUUCCUGCAGAUAAGGUGGUGGUGCUUCUUCGUCCUAGACAGUCUGUGUUAGAGGUGAUCACAGGGAUUGGCAAGCACAGCAAAGGACAGGCUUCACUGCCUGCCGCAGUUAGGGGCUUCCUUAUUGAAAAUGGGUAUCGAUUUGAUGAGCUGAGGCCUGGUGUCUUCAAUGUUCGUCCUAAAUUCCGCCGCCGCUGAACCCUGGGAAGACUGAACCAUUAGAUCAAGUUGUAUUAGUUUGGCAAAAAAUAUCUGUGAAAUAUGCUCUGCCAGCAAAACAAAAUAAUAGAGAUUUGGCUAUUCAUUGUUCAUGUAUCUUGCAUGUAACAAAUUUAUACAGAUGUUAAUAUUAUGUUGUAGCCACGUAAGGAGAGAUGCAAACUGUACAUAAUGACAAUAUGGUCACGUUGUAAUAUAUUUUGCUUAGUGCUGGAACAUGAUUUGUGGUUCUCUAUGGUA
Lolium rigidum is the source of this 1925-nucleotide messenger RNA. RefSeq lists its product as uncharacterized. The transcript is spliced from 4 exons. Bases 504 to 1664 code for a protein of 386 amino acids. Lineage: Eukaryota; Viridiplantae; Streptophyta; Magnoliopsida; Poales; Poaceae. The record is from RefSeq and is a predicted model, not a curated record.